Molecule: messenger RNA, 1839 nt
Organism: Recurvomyces mirabilis
Lineage: Eukaryota; Fungi; Ascomycota; Dothideomycetes; Mycosphaerellales; Teratosphaeriaceae
Exons: 2
Coding region: 1-1839 (612 amino acids)
Source: RefSeq, a predicted model, not a curated record
AUGGCCACUGACCUCUGCCUUCGCGUGCUCAAAUUCUCCCAUGCUCUGGGCGUGCGCGCCGACAACACCAUCCCCUGGACGCAUCUGCAAGCCUCCGACAUCUUCGCCGUUGUCAGAGGCAAAGAUACGCAGAUUGCUGAUGGACAACUUUCCCUCGAUGUCGUUCAAGGGACGACGGUAUUGGAGACGCUCAAUGUGGCCCAAUACAUCGACGCCGCCCAACAGGCACGACGCGGAGCUGAAUCACACGGUGUGCGAUUGGAGACAGAACAACUACCCAUCUUCGGUAUCACAAAGGAUGCCCUGCUCGCGCUACGAUACAGACACGAGCCAGAUGGGAAGGUCCGCCAAUUCGCAACCCUCGUGAUCAAGCUCACUCAUACUUACUUAUCGCAGCAACGCCGGAUCCAGCUACGGUUUGAAGACGCCACACAAUGCCGCAAGCUCGUGACCGCUUUCAUGCAGCGCGGCAUGGAGUUCCAGGAGCAGCGUCCGGGCACGGCAAGGACGACACAAGCUCGACCGACUACUGGUCACGGUCCCGAACGCUUGCUGACUGCCACUUCGAGCUCGCCGUACUUCGAUGCUGAACAGACGUCUCGGCAUUUGAGUGCCACUCAUCAGCAGGCAGAUCCUCAGCAUGAUCGACAGCCCGACACUGUCACUCAAUUGCACGGUGAACACAUCUCCAAUUCAUCUACUACCAAGCAGAGCCAGGAUAUCGCUUCACAGGACAUGGGACCUCCGCGAUACUUCAGCCGUGACGAAGUCGCCGCUCCUCGGGAAGCUAUACCUGAACGGCCGUCCACCGCACAAAUCUACACAUCGUUCACUACGCCUUCGCAGCAGACAUUGAUCAAGCCUCAAGAGACUGUUCAGCGGCCAUCUGAUCCGGCUAGGGAGAGGCCAUCCUCUACCUCGCAUGUCAGCCAACUCGCAGCGAUCAGAGAAGCAGUGGAAGAAGCAGCAACGCCGCCCGCUGCUGCACACAAUAUAUCGGAUAUGAGGAUGACGACAUCAAUGGCUCAUACAGAAUGGUCCUCAGGCACUCCUGAGCUCACUACGUUGAGCUCUAUCAGAUCUGAGACAAUCGGAGCGCCUUCAUCCUCUGCUAGACCAUCCACAGCCGCUACGACUCUUCCACCGGAGCACUACGAACUUCCACCGCCACGUGUGUUGCCUUUCAAGCGACCGUCAAGCAAAAGUAGCAGUGCUGGCUCAAAGACUGCAAAGUCAACAAAGCCGGCGAUGGUCAUGCCGAGACUGCCUGUUCCCGCUGCUGCUAAGUCCUCCGUCGCCGUCACGUCUGAGAUUGCAGCGCCACAGUCGUCGUACAAACAAGUUGCCAGCACCCGGCCAGCGACAUCGUCUCCGCUCAAACGUACCAUGGAUGCAGCGUCAAGCACAGAAACGGAGCUCACAUCCUCACCAUCGAAGAAGCCGCGAACCUCUCAUCCCACCAACCCAAGCGAUCAGAUCCUACGCAAACCCUCCGGAAUGCAACAACUCCUCACCAACCACAAACCCCUCCCCUCCAAAUCCCCCAACAGCACAAUCCCUCGUCUAAACAGUCUAGCAGACGCCCCCCACGAGAUCGACGAGAACCCGCCACAUCCCCCCUCCAAACACCGCAUGACCCAAAACAUGCCAUCUAAACCCCCUGCUCAGCCCACUCGGCAUGAUACCGAGACAUCACUAGAAGAAUACGCGACACAAAGUCUGCCAGACCGACAAGCAGCACUGGAAGACUUCAUGAUGCGGAAUCUGGAGAACCCGGCUUUCACCAAAUUAUGUGAGGAUGUGGAGAAUUGCUGGCGGAGGAUUGCGCUGGGGCUGUGA